This is a messenger RNA of Nyctereutes procyonoides (raccoon dog), 545 nucleotides long. It is a transcript of the gene FABP1, whose product is annotated as fatty acid binding protein 1. The record is from RefSeq and is a predicted model, not a curated record. Gene Ontology annotation, biological process: fatty acid transport. Gene Ontology annotation, molecular function: fatty acid binding. The coding region runs from base 91 to 474 and encodes 127 amino acids. Gene Ontology annotation, cellular component: cytosol; nucleus. The transcript is spliced from 4 exons. Lineage: Eukaryota; Metazoa; Chordata; Mammalia; Carnivora; Canidae.
AGCGGAAGGAGCCCCCUAUAAAUCAGCUCACACUGGGCAGCCCAGCCAGCAGAGCUGCAGGUCCACUGUGGAGGAAGCCUUGUUGCCACCAUGAACUUCUCCGGCAAGUACCAACUGCAGAGCCAAGAAAACUUUGAGGCCUUCAUGAAGGCAGUCGGUCUGCCUGAUGAACUCAUCCAGAAGGGGAAGGACCUCAAGGGGGUGUCAGAAAUCGUGCAGAAUGGGAAGCACUUCAAGCUCACCAUCACCACUGGUUCCAAAGUGAUCCAGAAUGAGUUCACCUUGGGGGAAGAGUGUGAGCUGGAGACCAUGACUGGAGAGAAGGUCAAGGCAGUGGUUCAGAUGGAAGGUGACAAUAAGCUGGUGACAACUUUCAAAGGCAUCAAGUCUGUGACCGAACUCAAUGGCGAUGUGAUCACCAACACCAUGACAUUGGGUGACAUUGUCUUCAAGAGAAUCAGCAAGAGAAUUUAGACAAAUCUGCACUUCAUAUUCUUUUACUGUGUAAAAUUAAUGUAAUAAAGUGAACUUUGUUUUAAAAAAAA